AUGGAAAGAAUAUACAUCGAUAGCAGAGAAUCUGAUAAAUCGAGUCUUGGUCAUAUAGCUGCGAAUAGAGGUCAUUUCAACAUGAUAAAAUUACUCAACAAGCAUAAGUUACUCAAAGGCAAUGAAGUUGAUAUCGCUGUGAACUCGGGAAGUUUAGAGAUGAUAAGAUACUUGAUCGAUGCUGGUCAAACUGUUAGUAAAGCAUCGAUGGACAACUGUGCGAGGUCCGGUAAUUUUGAACUUCUCAAAUGGUUUCAUAACAAUAGGACUGAAGGAUGUUCUGUUUCGGCACUCGACUAUGCAGCGAUAAAUAAUAGACCUGAAAUUAUCGAAUGGUUGUUUGCUAAUCGAAGUGAAGGUUGUUCACAUAUUGCGUUUGAUUGGUCCGCCCGUAAUGGAAAUAUGAAGAUAAUCAAACUGCUACUUGAAAAGAACAAGAAUACUGGUGUGACAUUCUCAUCGCGUGCAAUAGAUAUGGCAGCGGAACGAGGUCAUCUUGAAAUCAUCCAAUUCAUCACUGAACAUCAUCCAGCUGUGAAAUGUACAUCCGAUGCAAUCGAUAAUGCCGCUGCUAACGGUGAUCUAGAUUUGGUUAGAUAUCUUCAUGAGCAUCGAACUGAAGGAUUCUCAAAGAGUUCAAUCUAUCAGGCAGCAAGAGGAGGACACCUAAGUGUUGUAAAAUAUCUCUAUGAGAAUACAGAUAUAACUUUGCCAGCUUCGACUGCUUCCGAUUCAUUAAGAAAUGAUAAUUUGGAUGUUGUAAAGUAUUUGUUGACAACCAAAAGAGUUCAUGGUGAAUCUGCAUAUCAUCGCGAUGUGUUGUCUCAGGCAGCAAGAAUUGGUAGCCUGGAAAUGAUCACAUUGAUACUAUCGUUGAAAAGAAAAGUUAAGUUUUCACAUAAUGUGCAAAGUGGUAUCGAGUGUGCAAUUGGACGUGGUCAUUUCGAUUGUUUCAUCUAUUUAUACAACUACUAUCAAGAUCAUUACCCAAACAAUAGUAUUCCAACACUGCCUACUACGUUUAUCUAUUCAGGUCAGAAGAUAAUGAUUGAACACUAUAUGGAGAAUCAACAUCGAUAUGGCCCUUUGAGCAGUGUUGAUUGUGAUCCUCGAUACAUAGUUGGAUAUUCAGCAUCGAAUGAAAUGAUCAAAUUAUAUAUUGAAAAGAACAUCAUUACUAAACCUAAAAUGUUGGACACAAUACCAAACUUUGAAGAUAAAUUCUUGGAAUUUGUUAAAGAAAAGUUAGAAUCAAGUGUUUCAAAAGUUCAAGUCCCCAGACAGCAUGUAUCAAGAAGACAACAGAAAAAAAAUAGGAAAGCAGAUUUAUAA
Molecule: messenger RNA, 1332 nt
Organism: Heterostelium album PN500
Lineage: Eukaryota; Evosea; Eumycetozoa; Acytosteliales; Acytosteliaceae
Exons: 3
Coding region: 1-1332 (443 amino acids)
Molecular function (GO): protein binding
Source: RefSeq, a predicted model, not a curated record